AUGCCGGUUCUAUUUUGCUGGAAGAACACGACCAUUAAUUUGAAACUUUGUAGCUUGUGCGAUAGCGUAGAGAAACUGAGCAAUGGUCGUUUGGGUACUAGUUCUACAGUUGCGCUAAUGGGUUCACCGGAAAGCGGUUCCUUCUCACCAGGGAUUUCAUCACCAGUACCAUGUGGAACAAGCUCAACUGGUCCGAUUGGCAUUCCGUCCGAUGCAUCCGAUUCAGGUAUUGCUGUACCUAGUAAAAAAUCGACGACACGCCGGAAUGCCUGGGGUAAUAUGUCGUAUGCCGAUCUCAUCACACAAGCCAUCGUUAGUUCACCUGAAAAGCGACUAACUCUUUCACAAGUGUAUGAAUGGAUGGUGCAAAAUGUUCCAUACUUCAGAGACAAGGGUGAUUCCAACAGUUCUGCUGGUUGGAAGGGUGUUACUGACCUGAAUGACACAGCAACUAAUACUGCUACUUUGUACAGUUGUCAGUUCGGAAAAGGAAGGAGUCUUACAAUCCGAUCUACUGCCGUUGGUAUUUUAACACACAUGACAGCACAGAAAUGUAACCGUCGAUAG
Messenger RNA from Cercopithifilaria johnstoni, 567 nucleotides. The record is from the annotation of a GenBank genome assembly. Lineage: Eukaryota; Metazoa; Nematoda; Chromadorea; Rhabditida; Onchocercidae.